UGUCAAGAAACGUCAGAAACUUUCACCGUUUGUUUUGUGUUUUUAUUAUAACAAUAUAAUUUAUUCCUUUAUUGUUUAAUUUCUCCUGCUUCAUAAAUAAGUUCCUACACGCCUUAUUUGACACCGUUCCCAGUGUAUAACAGCCACCAUUCGACUCGUUUUAAUAAUCAACCAGGUAAGAUGUCCCCAGAAAUAAAUGGAAACCCGCCAAGUGUUACAAAACGAAAGAAAAACCGUGAGAAAAAGCCCCAAAUGGACGACCUGCAAAACUUCGACCUCAACAUGCCCAGCUGCAAUUACUUCCCCGUAAGUCAACUACCAUAUCCCAUGCCCGAAAUGGCCAAUUACUAUCCGUAUAUGAACUAUACAAACCCUACCGAGCCUAUGUCCCUUCCAGUUUACCCCAUAAACUACCCAGGCUACCCUUGCCCAGGAAACAUAAUGGGUAGCACCGGAAACGUAUCCAGACAUUCCACGCUAUCAAACCACACAUUUAAUUUACCAAACGAUACCCGUGAAUACAUAAGCCUUCCAGUUUUAAACAAUGACUUCAUAGAGGACUCGAAGCGUAGAUUUUCAGACCCAGGCCUCCCCAACGAUAGCGAUUCAGGCUCGAAUUCUUGUGACGAAACAGUACAAAAACUCACACAGCAGAUAAAUGCUUUGAAGGAAAGUAACAAUAGAUUAUCAAGGGAAGUAAUGGAAUUAAGAAUAGAAAUGAAUUUGAUGAAGCAACAUCAGGCCAAUCGGCAUUACGAAAGGGAAUACGAGCCAGGGAUGCUUGUGGAUGUUAUUAGGGAGGUAAGGGAGGCAGCAAGGGUCAGAGAAGACGCAUUGCUGGCGAGGGUGAAGCAUAUUAUGGAAGAAAAACAUCUGAAUGUGAACCAACUAAGCAUGGUGUCAGAAAAAAACAGACAUAACGACCAAACAGACCGACGAAUCUCCAAGCUAGAAGAGCAACUGAAGAGCUUAACAGUGAGCAACUGUUCAAGGUCUCUAGAUUCCACAAGUGCCUUAAACUCCUCGUCCCUCACUUUGACCGACGAAAAGACCAAAUCUGCCCGCCAGGUCAUGGACCUAGAAAGAGAAGCCUUAGAACUAAGACGAGAGCUACAAGAUACCCGCGCCAAGAAGGAAGAAGCUGACCAAAAAAUCCUUAAGUUGUCAAAUAUGCUGCGGCGUAGCGAUGCAGCCAGCACCUCGGAGCCCUCUGACGACGGAAAAACUUCGGCGGACAGUCUCUCGACCGUCACGACCAUCGCAUCAUCGGUUGCUUCCCCCAGGGUGAUUUUGACCGGUCCGGUCACUAGUUUGUAAACGGCAACACCCGAUUGGCGAAUCCGUCCUAGCAAUGUUGCCACAGGGUUCAAAACAGCAGAGGUAUCUGCUGUUUGAAAAAAGAAUACUUUACUAGUUUAUCUUAUUUUAUUAGUCGUUAGGGGUUGCUUGAAUCAGAACGCAUUGACUGCAUGUAAUACUGCUGUGGCAACACCGAUUCGUAAUCGUCACGACUCGUGGAUAUCCGCCUCUACUGUGUUGCCAUAUACUCGAAGAAGUAGUAAAUAUUUUCGUUUUGUCGUUUUGAUUCAAGCACCAUUCAUGCGCCUUAAUAACUUAAACCGACUGAUUCCCAAAACAAUCACAAUAAUUAUUGGUUAAUGUAUACUAAAAAAAAGUGUGUUAACGCGCAUUCCAUUGAAGGGUUAGUGAAUUUAUCGUUAAUGUAAGUAAAUUAGGUUUAAGGGUACUAAACGAGUUAUAAUAUACAUCCUAAUUGACUGAUUAAAUGAAUCUGACUUAUUCGUUGCCAUAUUUCGACUAAUUAAUGAUUUGUUGCUCUCUAAAAUAAAUAUGGUGAAAUAGAUAGGACACCCCCAUCUCGAUUUGGUGCUAAAAAAGGCCUUGAAAUUGUCAAUGUUUAAUGUGUAUUUUUAGUUUUAAUUUAUUAAGCAUACACACUGUUAUAGGUAGAAGCAAUAGCUGGGUAAUAAAUCAAAAAACAAUCGAUAAGGGCUUUCCCUAGAUUAAAAUAAAUAUUAAUUUAUCUAAUACAUUUUAUGGGUUAUAGGGUUAUCGUCACUGUUAUCACAUAUCUCACAACCUGUUAGGCCUAGAAUUAAUUUCUUGUUUUGAUACUGAAUAAAGUUAUUUUUUUAACUA
This is a messenger RNA of Anthonomus grandis grandis, 2160 nucleotides long. RefSeq lists its product as uncharacterized. The transcript has 4 exons. Bases 181 to 1317 code for a protein of 378 amino acids. The record is from RefSeq and is a predicted model, not a curated record. Lineage: Eukaryota; Metazoa; Arthropoda; Insecta; Coleoptera; Curculionidae.